This is a messenger RNA of Clupea harengus (Atlantic herring), 5067 nucleotides long. RefSeq names its product aconitase 1, soluble (gene aco1). The record is from RefSeq and is a predicted model, not a curated record. NCBI's taxonomy places the organism in Eukaryota, Metazoa, Chordata, Actinopteri, Clupeiformes, Clupeidae.
GGAGGACAGACACAACACCCCCUGCACCACCAAAGAAAUAAGGCUUCGGUCAGUUACAUAGUUUUUCAUAAUUGGAUAGUCCGGGUUUUACUGUAGCUAAAUUUAAAAACUGGUGUACGACCACUUAUUUGCUAAGGAUAGGUGCACUUGACAACGUACUUCACCUCCUCAGCUACUGUCACGGAUUCUAACCAGGCAACAGCUGCGCUCGGUGUGUGUGUGAGUGUGUGUGAAUGUGUAUGGGUGUGUAGGGGGAGUAUCUGCAGCCAUGAGUAACCCUUUCGCACACCUCGUGGAGCCCCUGGACCCCCAGAAGCCAGAGCACAAGUUCUUCAACCUCACCAAGCUCGGAGACCCCAGAUAUGCACGUCUGCCGUUCUCCAUCCGUGUGCUGCUGGAGUCCGCGGUGCGUAACUGCGAUGGGUUCCUGGUGAAGGGCUCUGAUGUGGAGAGCAUCCUGAACUGGCAUCACACACAGACCCAGAGUGUGGAGGUUCCCUUCAAGCCCGCUCGGGUCAUUCUGCAGGACUUCACGGGGGUACCUGCUGUGGUGGACUUCGCUGCCAUGCGUGAUGCGGUGAAGAAGCUGGGCGGCGACCCAGAGCAAAUUAACCCCAUCUGUCCUGCCGACCUCGUCAUUGACCAUUCCAUCCAGGUGGACUUCAACAGGAAGUCUGAUAGUCUGCAGAAGAACCAGGACCUGGAGUUUGAUAGAAAUCGAGAGAGAUUCCAGUUUUUGAAGUGGGGUUCUAAGGCAUUCCGGAACAUGCGCAUCAUUCCCCCGGGCUCAGGCAUCGUGCACCAGGUGAAUCUGGAGUACCUGGCGCGGGUGGUGUUCCAGCAGGACGGCCUCUACUACCCCGACAGCCUGGUGGGCACAGACUCUCACACCACCAUGAUCGACGGGCUGGGCGUGCUGGGAUGGGGAGUGGGCGGGAUCGAGGCGGAGGCUGUCAUGCUGGGUCAGCCAAUCAGCAUGGUGCUCCCAGAGGUCAUAGGUUACAGACUGGAGGGAACCCCUAACACUUUUAUCACCUCCACUGACAUCGUCCUCACCAUCACCAAGCACCUGCGUCAGGUGGGAGUCGUGGGUAAGUUUGUGGAGUUCUUCGGCCCAGGCGUUGCCCAGCUGUCCAUCGCUGACCGUGCCACCAUCGCCAACAUGUGCCCAGAGUACGGCGCCACCGCCGCAUUCUUCCCCGUUGACCACGUCAGCAUGCAGUACCUCGAGCAGACAGGGAGAGACCCUGAGAAGCUGAGUUUUAUCACUGACUAUCUGAAGGCAGUGGGGAUGUUCAGAGACUACAGUAACGAGUCCCAGGACCCUGAGUUUACCCAGGUGGUGGGGAUGGAUCUGAGUUCAGUGGUGCCCUGCUGUAGUGGCCCUAAGAGGCCCCAGGACCGCGUGGCCGUCUCCGACAUGAAGUCUGACUUUGAGGCCUGUCUGGGGGCCAAGCAAGGCUUUAAGGGCUUCCAGGUGGCUCCUGAGCGCCAUUUGGACUCUGUGCCGUUCCAGUAUAACGGAGCUGACUACUCGCUCUCUCACGGAUCCGUCGUCAUCGCCGCUAUCACCAGCUGCACCAACACCAGCAACCCCUCUGUCAUGCUUGGAGCUGGUCUGCUGGCGAAGAAGGCCAUAGAGUGUGGUUUGAGUGUGAAGCCCUACAUCAAGACCAGCCUGUCGCCAGGCAGCGGGGUCGUCACCUACUACCUGAAGGAGAGCGGCGUCAUGGACUACCUGUUCCAGCUCGGGUUUGAGGUGGUAGGCUAUGGCUGCAUGACCUGCAUUGGCAACAGUGGGCCCUUACCUGAUCCUGUAGUCGAGGCCCUCACUAAGGGGGACCUGGUGGCUUCUGGCAUCCUCUCAGGCAACCGUAACUUUGAGGGCCGCGUGCACCCCAACACUCGUGCCAACUACCUGGCAUCACCGCCACUUGUCAUCGCCUAUGCCAUCGCCGGCACGGUCCGGAUCGACUUCGAGAAGGAACCUGUCGGGCUGAACCGCGAUGGGAAGGAAGUGUUUCUGAGGGACAUCUGGCCGACGCGGGAGGAGAUCCAGAGUGUGGAGAGGAAGUUUGUCAUCCCAGCCAUGUUCAAGGAGGUCUACGAGAAGAUCGAGAAUGUGAAUGAGCGCUGGAACGACCUCGUUGCCCCCUCUGAUAAACUCUACACCUGGGACCCCAAGUCCACCUACAUUAAGUCUCCGCCCUUCUUUGAUGGACUGACGCGGGAGUUGAAAACGCCUCAGUCCAUCACAGACGCCUACGUUCUGCUCAACUUCGGAGACUCAGUGACCACUGACCACAUCUCGCCCGCGGGCAACAUCGCUCGCAACAGCCCCGCAGCUCGCCACCUGACCGACAGAGGGCUGACUCCUCGUGAGUUUAACUCCUAUGGCUCUCGGCGUGGGAAUGACGCGGUCAUGGCUCGUGGAACCUUUGCCAACAUCCGCCUUCUUAACAAGUUCCUGGGCAAGCAGGCCCCCAAGACCGUCUACCUGCCCACAGAAGAGACGAUGGACAUUUAUGACGCAGCCGAGCGCUACCAGCAGGAGGGCCAUCCACUCCUGGUGCUUGCUGGGAAGGAGUACGGCUCUGGCAGCUCCAGAGACUGGGCCGCCAAAGGGCCCUUCCUGCUGGGCAUAAAGGCGGUGUUGGCAGAGAGCUACGAGCGGAUUCACCGUAGCAACCUGGUGGGCAUGGGCAUCAUCCCUCUGGAGUAUCUCCCUGGCGACACGGCCGAGGGGCUGGAGCUCACGGGGAAAGAGCGCUACACUGUGGUCAUCCCGCCCCAGCUCACCCCACGCAUGCUGGUGGACAUCAAGUUGGACACAGGGAAGGUGUUCCAGGUGCUGAUGCGCUUCGACACGGACGUGGAGCUCACCUACUUCCACCACGGAGGCAUCCUCAACUACAUGAUCCGCAAGAUGGCCGACCAGUAGACCCCAGAGAUGGGACCUUAGAAAGGACCACAGAGAGAGGACCUGAGAGAAGACCUGUCCCGUCUCUCAGAGCGAGCCAUGCUAAGCGCACACAUUCUCCAGCCCGGAGAUCUAUCUGUUCUUCUGUUUUAUUCUCUUUUAUUUCUGUCUCUUUCUGUCCUUUUUUUAGGAGUUUUAAGAGUGGACUGUAAUAUCCUCUCACUUUGUAGGUUGUGUGUUCCAGUGUGUUUGUGUUGUUUGAUUUGUUUCUUGAUGUGUCUGUCUCGUCAAGGCAGCAUCGAUCCUGGUUCACUAGCGUAAGGAACUCUUUGAACGUGUUUUAAUGUCCAACUAAUUUAGUGUUGCCGCCGCUCUACUUAGUUGCUAAGACCUACUAUAUAGACCCAGCAGGUAGAGGCUGGAAUCUAAUCCUACCUCAGGCCUUGUUCCAAACACGUCUGAUGGGCGCUUGUGCAUUCAUAGCUCGUGUGCAUCCAUAGCUUGUGUGCUUAGCUUGCCAAACAUCAGGCCCUUUCCCUCCAUGAUCAGGUCUGAAACCUCUUCACUCUGCCAAACUCAUGUCUUGCUCCCGCACAAAUCAAAUCUGACUGUCUUUUAUUUAUGCAUUUACGGCUUGCUUAAAUAGGUUGCCUUGACAACGCUUUCGCACUCCAUGUCAUGUCGCUGUGGCUUUUAGCUGACCGCAGUCAGAUGGGAGCAGACCCGUCCCAGACCUGACCCUAACCAGACCCGUCCCUUACCCGUCCCAGUCCCUGACCCGUCCCAGACCUGUCCCUGACCCGUCCCAGUCCCAGUGCUGACCCUGGUCUGUCCCAGACCAGUCCGCUCCCAGCAGGGUUAAUGCAGACCAGUGUAGGGUGUCCAAUCAGCAUUCAGCCUGGUGAGAUUGAAGGGGUGUGUCGAGGCAGGAGUUGACCCUUGUGAGGUCUGGAGGUUGAGAAAUACUCUCUCAUUAGGUUACGAUUCCACAGGAGGCUGCAAAGGUGCUGUUCAAUGUAUAGCCUUCCCACACACACAUUUACACGUUUAGUCAUUUAGCAGACGCUUUUAUCCAAAGCGACGUACAAAGGAGAGAACAAUCAAGCUACAUGCCCACAUGCCUGCAUACACACACAUGCCCAUAUGUAAAACACACACACACACACACACGCACACUUAAAAAAGUAAUUAAUUACUUGUUCAUUUCUAAUAAUUACAUGUAAUGCUGAAAGAAUAGAAUUCUUUAUAAUGUGUUAUAUUCCAUAAUUCCAUACCUGUGUUGUCUGUUAUGUAUUGAGAAUGUGCUGAUGUCUUACGAAAGUCGAAAUAUUUCUACAAGUGCCUACUGGUUAGUCAUUAGACUCUGAGAGCAGUCAGAGAGGGUGCAUGACAUGUGUGUCUCCAUCCCUCUCACACACACACACACACACACACACACAUCAUAUCAAUGCAACCCAAGCAUCUGAACUGGUCAUCAUGUAGACUUGAUUGCAACCUUAACAGCUCCAAAGAAGAUAAUAAUAUAAGCUUCAUGCGCACAACCCCGAAUUAAAGGUAUUCAUGAGCACCACCCCAAAGUAAAGGUAUUGAGGAGCACCACCCCGACCUAAAGGUAUUGAGGAGCUGUCUGUGCCAAGCGUAUCUUCCAUGUAAGGUUGUUCUGCCAGUGUGGGAAUGCACAGUACCAGUGGGGUGCAAACACUGCCGGCUCACAUCUGUACUCAACUUUGCCAGCUGUUCCUGCUGUCUUCAGAAAAAGACUGUCAGGCCCCAAGUCAGCACAAAUAUACACACACACACACUCACGUUAAGUUUACAUUAAGCAAAUAAGCCUCCUUCUCUAUUAUGGCCAUCCACUAGCUGUUCUCAAUAUAAGCUUCCACACAGGAUGAAGUUGGAAUUGUGGAACUAAAUCAUGAAUCAUGUGUUUUAUACAUAUCCAAUCACUGCAGCCAGAAAAGGAUCCACCAGCCUCAGUCUGUUUGAUGCUGCCCAAGACUCACGAUUCCUUCAACCUUAACCUUGAAUAAAUGUCAUUGUCCCUGUUUAUUUGUUACUCUUUAUACAUUAUGUGCUUGAUUAUUGAUCUAAAAAACACUGUUGACUUUACUGACGUUUUAAUCAAAUAAAGAAAUGUAAUGAAUCCA